This is a messenger RNA of Closterium sp. NIES-65, 1188 nucleotides long. The record is from the annotation of a GenBank genome assembly. NCBI's taxonomy places the organism in Eukaryota, Viridiplantae, Streptophyta, Zygnematophyceae, Desmidiales, Closteriaceae.
AUGCCUUCGGAUCAGCUGGCGAGGCUGGGGGGUUGGCGCUUCAUCGACGUGAUGACUAAGCACUACCUCACAACCAUUCCAAGGGAGGCCGUGCUGCUGAAGGCGGGCUUCACCGGGGUUGACGGUGACUACUUCCUGGGUCGCGCAACUGUUCCGGUCAGCGAUAAGCUGGAUGAGCUAUGGAGGAAGCACAUUUUCCCAUGGGCCGCCACGGACAAAGGACAGCAACAGUGCAAGGAUUACAACCGCAGGAUGGUGAAAACGCAGAAGCCGGAGAAGCAGGACACCGCGGGGCUAAACAUACUGAAGGAGCUGGAUGGGGACGCUAGGAUGGCGGUCGCGCAAGACCAGGCGAUGUAUUACAUCCACCAGCCGCGACACCCGUACGUGGUCAACAACCCGCUCUGCCAGACGGAGGAAUUUGCGUCGUGGGCUGCAGAUGUCUCAUUGGCAAAUCAACUCGCCAUACUAGAGGGGCUGCUGGAGGAUCGCGAUCGGAAACUGGCCGAGAAGGACGAGCGCGUGAAUGAUUUGGAGGCCCAGCUGUCGCGGCUCACCGUGAGCAGCCCAGGGCCGACCGCGGUUCCGAACCAAGCAACCACUCCUGGAGCCGCGGCCGCGUCGACCAAUGCCACAGGUCCCACCGAGCAGGGGACGCGGAAGAAACCCGCAGCGCCCACCAGGGAACAGACGAUUCGGGACGCGAUCGUCCUUCCAUGGGUCAACGCCACCAAACCGUCAGACAGAUGGAAGCUGUACAAGACAACGCACCCGCUGAUCCUCGAGAGUCCAGAGUCGCUUCUAGCCCAACCCCGCAGCGCAGUUACGCGAAUGGCCGCGCUCAUUGGGGAGGAGGGAGGCGGCCAGAACGCGAUAAACCGUGUUAAGCGAAUCAUGAACUUCAUCGCCCACAGGGUGGAGCAAGGAGACGACAUCGCGGUAGUGCUCGACAAGCUCGACCUCAUGUCAGGUGCUGUGGGCAUGUCGGGUGUAUCGGAAGGGAUCGCAAUAAAGAAGAAGAGUGUUGACCUGGAACUGAGCCAGCUCAAGAAGGGUUCUCCAGUGGAGGUGCAAUUGCGUGUGAAGUGGAUGCUUGUUUGCGACCGUCUCAUCAAUGCCUCUCUUCCCGCUUCUGAGUUCACGGUCGCGUGGCCCCAGUACUGUGCGCUGAUGCCAGACUUGCAGUAA